UCCCACUCUAUGACAAAAUAAAAAUGUUGGCUUGCAUCAAUUUCGACUGAGCAACAAAGCUUCUGCUCGGGCGAUCGCAUCUCAUUCCAUUGCCUACCGCACACCUGCAAACGAGUGGUUUGAGCUAGUGAGAGAAAUGAGCACUGCCGAACGAAAAUGAAGACAGUGAUGGGAAAAGUUGGAAAGUAUGAGGUUGGGAGAACCAUUGGAGAGGGAACAUUUGCAAAAGUGAAGUUUGCACAAAACACAGAGACUUGUGACAGUGUCGCUAUAAAGGUCUUGGCAAAGAGUACCAUUCUCAAGCACAAAAUGGUUGAUCAGAUAAAACGUGAAAUUUCCAUUAUGAAGAUUGUCCGACAUCCUUGUAUAGUCAAAUUGCAUGAGGUUCUAGCCAGCCAAUCAAAAAUAUACAUAGUUCUUGAAUUUGUAACUGGUGGAGAACUUUUUGAUAAAAUUGUUCACCAUGGAAGACUCUCUGAGAAUGAAUCGAGGAGAUACUUUCAACAACUGAUUGAUGCUGUUUCCCACUGCCACAGCAAGGGUGUGUAUCAUCGUGAUCUAAAGCCUGAAAACCUGCUCCUUGACUCCAAAGGAAGCUUGAAGGUUUCUGAUUUUGGGCUGAGUGCGUUGCCCCAACAAGGAGUUGAUCUUCUCCAUACAACUUGUGGGACUCCAAAUUAUGUUGCUCCUGAGGUAUUAAGCCACCGAGGUUAUGAUGGUGCUGCUGCCGAUAUUUGGUCAUGUGGUGUCAUCCUAUAUGUUUUAAUGGCAGGAUAUUUACCAUUCGACGAGACAGACUUGCCCUCUUUGUAUAACAAGAUUAAUGCUGCACAGUUUAUGUGUCCGUUAUGGUUUUCUCCAGCUGCUACAUCAUUGAUACACAAAAUCCUUGACCCCAAUCCUGAAACUCGUAUUACUAUUGAAGGAAUAAAAAAGGAUCCAUGGUUCCAAAAAAAUUAUGUGCCUGUUAGACCUAGAGAAGAUGAAAUGGUGACCCUGGAUGAUGUUCGUGCAGUUUUUGAGGACAUUGAGGACAAAUAUGUAAAUGAGGAAUCCCAACAUGAUGGUGAUGGCCCUUUGAUAAUGAAUGCAUUUGAAAUGAUUACCCUUUCUCAGGGUUUAAAUUUAUCGGCCUUGUUUGACAGGAGGCAGGAUUAUGUCAAACGACAGACUCGUUUUGUUUCUCGACAACCUGCAAAGCUUAUACUUGCAGCAAUUGAGGCUGCUGCAGAAUCAAUGGGUCUCACGGUUCACACUCGUAACUACAAGAUGAGAUUGGAAGGUGUAUCUGCUAAUAGAGGCUGUCAAUUUGCUGUUGUCCUGGAGGUUUUUGAAGUUGCACCAUCUCUCUUUAUGGUGGAUGUCCGUAAGGCAGCUGGAGAUACUCUGGAAUACCACAAGUUCUACAAGAACUUCUGUUCAGUUAUUAAUCAUGUAAUUUGGAAACCGAGCGAGCGUAUGCCGAAUCCUGUUUAAUGGUAUGAAAGAAAUCUGUCAGCAAAGUCAAAACACAAGGGAGAUCACAUAGUUUAAACUCUGCUGGAAAACCAUUCCUGUUUAAUUAAUUAUUGGUGACGAUGAAGAUAAGAAAAUAAUGGAAAGAUUGUUUUUAUGUAAUAUUCUUGUCAAGUGGUAAAGCUGUUAGCAUUUUUAAUUAAAGUGUAUAUCUUCGAAAAGUUCGUUGGGUAAGGAAAGUCCGAAGGCGAAAAGAUGCAAGUGUUGUAUAUGUAUAAACGUUGUCAUGUUUCUACACAUAGUGUUCAUCAACUGAAAUGAAACGCGAUAUUGUAAAGGAUACAUCUGCAGAGGUUAAUGUGUCACAAGUCUGUAUAUAGACAAUAAAAAGGAUUUUUUUACCAACAAAAAAU
Striga asiatica is the source of this 1868-nucleotide messenger RNA. The record is from the annotation of a GenBank genome assembly. NCBI's taxonomy places the organism in Eukaryota, Viridiplantae, Streptophyta, Magnoliopsida, Lamiales, Orobanchaceae.